AUGAUGGUCUCGAGCUUCCACGACGGCCCGUCACAGGCCAGCGCCGUGCCGGGCAUGCCCAUGCACAUGCCGAUACCCAUGGAGGGGUUCCAUACUGUUAACGCCGAGCCAAGCCCCAGCGUCGGCCCCAACUAUCAGUACAGCCAGCAUCACCAGCAGCAGCAGAGCAUCCGCCGAAAAAGGAAAGCAGACUCGCAGGAUGCCAACAACGAGAGGUUAUCCAAAAGACUCAGCUUGUUGAAUCUAGAACAAAACGGCUCCAAGCUCUACGUCCCAGUCGAACAGCCUCCUGCACCGCAGUUUCUCGACAAUGCCGGCGCCUCCUCAUCAUCGGCAGCCGCCGUCCCUGCUGGUGCCACUGCCGCCGGCGGCGACGAGAUGAUGCUCCUCGACGACACCAAGCACAAGGUAUACAUCUACAACCUCGACGACGAGCUCUCCUCGGACGCCGACAGCGACCCGGACGAGGCCAGGCUCGUCUUCCUGCCCGACGUCGAGAAGCACCUCAAGGCAAACCGCAUCAUCCCGGGCAUCCCGUCCGUGCCGCGGCCCGUCCUGCCCAACAAGGACGGCGAGCUGGCCGGCAUGCAGCUGGUGCUGUACGACGACGGCGUCCGCAGCGUCAGCGUGCCCGAGGAGCAGGACAGCGUGCGCAAGGCCAUCAUCGAGGCGCGCGAGCGGCACCGGCGCAGGCAGCAGGACGAGCGGGACGCCAGGGCCGCCGCGAACAACCCUUUGCUGCGGCGCGAGUCCAGGGCCACCUUCGCCACGCCUGUCCGGGUCGCCCCGGUGGCUGCGGCCCGCGAGCAACGGCAGCCCAUGGUCGAUGAUGUGGCCGGCAUGGCUUCGGCAGGCGCAGGCGCAGACGAUGACGCCGACGCGAUGGAGAUUGACUAA
Molecule: messenger RNA, 897 nt
Organism: Diaporthe amygdali
Lineage: Eukaryota; Fungi; Ascomycota; Sordariomycetes; Diaporthales; Diaporthaceae
Exons: 2
Coding region: 1-897 (298 amino acids)
Source: RefSeq, a predicted model, not a curated record